UUUCAGGGUGACUGCUAACGUCUUUUCGCCACGCAACUACAUCUCCCGUCGACAAGAACACGGCCAUCUUCAGUGGCUGAAGUCUCGCGGGCGGGACUCGCGAUCCUCCGCUCUGCUGUCACGUGAGAUGGGUCCUUUUUUUUUCAAACAAAACGGGCAAAAUAGGGGUCACGUGGAGGGGUACUUGGGAUUCUGGGAAAACAAACAUCAGCUCUGAAUAGCUGACACUGGUGGUACUGUAGGCAGGGAGCAGAGCAUCACAACUUUUGUGCUCAUUAAAUUUAUUUUUUUUUUUACAAGCAGGAGACAACUGCCGCAACUCGAGGGCGACUCUGACGUGAAUAAGUGACAUGAAGUAAAUGGGAACGAGGGUCAAAAAGAGUACUCUGUUCGUCCCAAUGGUCCUGGGGCGAUCUGUUUGGUGCGUCGGAUUGCGAUAGAGAGGGAGACUAUGGAGGUCUGCACAUCGGAGAAACAGCACGAAGAUGUGAAGCGCGCACCCCUGGAUUGGAAUAAUUCACGAUUCGUGUCUCCCCGAGAAGGAGAUCGUCCAGGAAAGGAAACUAAAGGAGCGGAUUAAUGUGUUAAUAAUCGGUUAGCCUGUAGCUGAUGAUCGCCUUCCGCGAUGUAAUUAAUAAAGAUUUGUGGUGCACCAGUUAUGGUCUUAGGACAUUUUGGGGUUUGUUUUUUUAACAGUUUUUGGGUAUGUCUUAAGAUCUGUAAUACACAAUAAUGCCCAUGUAAAAGCAACGACCGCAUGAAGUUAACAUAAAGAAAGGGGGUUGCCAGAGACGCAGCGGACGGGCUGUUUGUGGUGGAGCAUUUAUUUGAGCAGGUCCCCGGAGUCGGGGCUGCCUCAGCGUAUCCGGGCGAGGCGACGGUCGUCCAAGAUGUGGAGUCUGGCGCUGACGGCUCUGCAGGUCCUCGUAAAAGCUCUGAAACACACGGCCGGCAAAAGCCAGCUCGUCGUCAACCGCUGGCUGCAGAGGUCUGCCCCCGAUGCGAUGGACUGCGAGAAGAUGGAGAUCUUGAUCUGCAGCGGCUACGACGAGAGAGCCGCGGGUGCGAAGCCCGACCUGGACUCGCAGGGCGACGGCGGCGGUGAAGCCGGGGUCUGUUUUUUCGGGGAGUUCAGAAACCCGUGCUGCCUCACGACUUUCUGCUGCAAGAGCGCCCUGCUGGCCUUCAUUCUGGCACUUGUGUGCUUUUCCUCGCUGGCCCUGGUGCGCCAGUACCUCAAGGACUUGCUGGUUUGGCUGGAGGGCUUGGACAGCCUGGUCGGAGCCCUGCUGUUCAUCCUCGGGCUGGUCGUGGUCUCUUUCCCCUGCGGCUGGGGCUACAUCCUGCUCAACGUGGCCGCGGGCUACCUGUACGGCUUCGUCCUGGGCAUGGGGCUGGUGAUAGUCGGGGUUUUGAUAGGGACUUUCGUCGCCCAUGUGGUCUGCAAGAAGCUCCUGACCGAGUGGGUUUUGGCCAAGAUCGAGAACAACGACCAGCUGAGCGCGGUCAUCCGAGUGGUGGAAGGAGGGAGCGGACUUAAAAUCGUUGCCUUAGCAAGACUCACGCCGAUACCCUUUGGACUCCAAAAUGCGGUGUUUUCAAUCACAGACGUGUCCUUGCCAAACUACCUUGUGGCAUCUUCAGUUGGACUGCUCCCCACCCAGCUGUUAAACUCCUACUUGGGGACCACACUGCGGACAAUGGAAGAUGUCAUUGCAGAGCAGAGCGUCAGCGGGUAUUUGGUUUUCAGUCUGCAGAUAAUGAUAAGCAUAGGCUUGAUGUUUUAUGUCGUCCACCGAGCACAAGUAGAACUGAAUGCAGCUAUUGCAGCCUGUCAGAUGGAGUUGAAAACAUCCUACAUGAACGGCAAUCCAGCGAACCUCAGCAGCUCCUCAUACUGCAGCAAAAGGACUUCAGCAACAGGAGGAAUCAAUGUGGUUUGAACCCAUGCCGAAACCUUGGGGUUUUACCACGUGAUUUUGAAACUGAUGCCAAGAUAAAAUUGCUGAGAUUUCCAAGACUGCAAAUGAAGGGUUUGGCUUGCUGUAAUCACAGGCAGUUCAACUUAUCUUAUACCCGGCUUGUAUAUUAUAUUACACAGCCUGAAAAAUUGUUGCCGAAUGCUCUUACACAAGCAAUGUUGCUGCUCGAAUGCAAACUGUGAUAUUUCACAGAUAUUGUCUCCCUGUUGUCGGGGGAAGGGGAAAGCGGCCAGAGUGUCAAAGUUUUCAGUGCUUAUGAGGUACAUUUUUAUUUUCUCAAAGCUACAAAUAAAACUGAAAAUUAUUCAAGGCAGAAUAGAUAUUUUUUUAUGUACCAGCUAAAAAACACGUCUUUGGGUUGAGGGUGUUGGUAGAUGCUGAAUAGACCAAAGACUCAAAUUUGGUUGGCCACAGUAGAAAUAAACUUUACAAGUUUUUGGUAUGUUAUUUGAUGGUGUUCAAUGCACACGGUGUCCUCUCACACUGCUCAGUUAAAUUAUUCCAUUAGAUAAUGUUGGUUCAAUAAUUUUCAAAUAUUUCUGACAAGAAUGCCUUGCAUGUAAGGCAUUUUGUAUGUAAGCUCCAAGGGUAUGUUGAGAGGCAAUUGUUUACCCUUUUCUACUUUAAAGAAGGACAUAAUUUGGUGACGGAGGAGAAAAAGUGCAUUUUCAAGAUAACUGCUUUGGAAAAUGUAUAUCAUACUAUCAUGCAGCCAUCUGUUCCAUCUCUUGAGUGAAUGGUGUGCUGUAAGAAUACAAAGGACGUCAGAUGCUGUCUACUGCUGAAGUAUUGCCUUUGCACACUUUAUGACUUUUGAUAGCUUGGAGAUGGAAUGGUAUUUUCGAACGUGACAAUGAAGACAGUAUGCUGAAAAAUCUUUCUGAAUCCUUGUGAAGGUCAGGGUGCAGAUGCAUGGGGAGGAUCCCUGAAGUGGUUGUUUAUUGGGUGAUAAUCCCAACAGAAAAGAGUGAAAGCAUCUGAAAACAAUCUUUACAUGCGUUUUACAAUGUACUGCUAAAGACCUGAAGAAUCAUAUAGAGUAUCAUUUGAAUACGUACAGUAGCUCUUGCCUUAUUAUAAAUGCAAUCUCAAAUAAAGCCCACGAUAACAGACCAUGCCGUUUCACCAAUUAGCAUCUUUUUUUGUUCAUCUUGUACUGUGAUUUUCCCAUCCAGUGUAUUAGAGGUAUUUUGAUAUUUGCGUUCUAGACUUUUUUCUCUCUUGUGCUUUAUGUUCAUUCUGUCUGCUCUCAUCAGUGCCCCAGAUCCUGAUGUUACUGAUAGCUGUUCCCGCUUUGGAAUCCUGUCCAGUGCUGAAUAAAACACAAAUGUGAAAAGAGCAAAGGGGAGGACUAUGCAUGUUAAAAGAAGUCACGCAUAGACGAGACUCACAUAAUAGCAUGUUAAUGUCCGUAAGUCGUCACAGGAGGUGUUUUCUACAUUGUUCAGAUAUUAUCUUUGCAGUUUUGGGAAGAAAAACAUCACAAACCUUAAACAAAUUGUGCCAAAUGUUAUACACUGGAAAACAAAAAGUUUUAUCCACACUUGUUUUUAUAACCCCUUGUUUUCUUUCUGGAAAAAAACAUCUGCUUUAAUACUAAAUCUUGCAAAUACCUUAACAUGACAUAAUUACUGUAUUAUCUGCUGCUUUAUAGUUUUCACAAGUGUUCCAAUCUGAAAUUGGGGGAAAGCGUUACCCACUUUGGCUUACACUAGCUUCAUCAACCCGAGAGAUGACAUCGUCACCUGUCCCCUGUAAACUGGAAGCGAGAGCUGAGGACUGAAAAGGAGAGCCCGUCCCAUGUCCUGACAUGUGCAGGUCAGCUCCAGGGCUGUUUGCAGGAGCUCGCAGUGUGUGCACUGCCAGGCCUGGGAGCUGUGGAGCCAGCAAUGGGAUCGGCAUUGUGUCUCACUCCUCCAUAAGCCUGGCAGUAAAACCUGCAUCCGAGUCCGUCGUCUGGCUGGUGAAGAAGCUGUUGUUCGCUCUCCAGGAUUAUGGCACUAAAAAAUAGGCAUUUUGGUGAGGCAUGGCUUUGAUGUACAUGCAUGUACAAUAUGGUUCACCUCUUCCAGGGUCUCUAGAAAUUAAAUAGGUUGAAUAGCUGCUGUUGUGAUCUGUGUAAGUACAAAAGCACAACUUGCAAUUCUAUCUUUAUAUUCAUUUUACUAAACCUUUCCAGAAUCCUUACGGUUCUCCAUUCAGUUUAAGGCUUGGGUUAAAUCUAAAUUUUGAUCCACAGUAUUAUGGCUUUUUUGCAAGAUGCUUUUUGUUUCUUUUUGUUUUUUUGUAAAGGAAAUUCCCCACCAAGUACUGGGAUUGUGGUUUGCACACUGAUUUAAUCUAGGUUCAAGUCUCACAAGCCAUCACACUCUCUUGGGCUCUUUUAUUAAGAGAAUCAAGUUCACAUUGAACUCUAAGCACUGAUAGAACCAAAAGUUCUAUUGGAAGUUGAUCAUUUUUUAAGUUUAUAACUUAAGUUUAAGUAAGCUUAGGUUCAAGAUCCAUCCUGGUGCUUUAAAUGUUUUUAUUGUAAAUUAAAAUAUAAAUGAUACAGGAGAAAUAGAACAGAGUCUCCUUUCCUCACCCCUGUUAAAGUUAAAAGCUCCUUAUAAAGAUCAGAAGCACUGACAGGAUGUUAUACUGUACAUAUGAAAAAGUGAAGAAACCUGUCAAUGGAACUUGGUAACACUAGUAUAUUUUAAAGCAGUUUAAGUAGACUACCUUAGAGAAUAGCAUUAAGAAUCCCAUUUAACACACACAAAGGAUUUUUAGUAUGUGUUCCAAUGAUCUCCAUACCCAGUUGUCCACGCUGAAAACAAUGCAUUAUGAUGGACUUUUGCUGAAGUUCAACCUCUCAAACCAUCACAUUUUGACAAAAUUAUGUUAUUGAUUUAGAUGGGGGGGAAAAGGAGUUUUACAUAAUUGCAUAUGUAUUGCACAUGGCUAAUUUAGUAUACAGGUUAUGUGUUUACGUGGUUUGGAUUUAUGAAGAAUUAUUCUGAUACAUUCUGGUACUGUGUAUACCAUUCUGUAAGUUACAAAUGGUAUUGCAUGAAAGCUGACAAUCAGGUCCUGAGUGAUCACUUUUGUUCUGGGGCUUCUACUGGAUUUAGCACUGGGGCUACUGAUGAGAGGGUGUGUUUUAUUAUGCUCUUCAUUUCCAAGCUUUCAGUUAUUAGGAUUAGGCAUUUACAGUAAAUUGACAAGGGCUCUUAUAUACAUACAGUAGGAUUUAUGACACUGCUUUCAUUUGUGGAUGCAAACAGCUCUACUGUAUGUUCAUAAAUAGUGAAUUGCAACAGUAGAAAUGCAAAACUGAAGUGUUUUUUUUUUUGUCCUCAGGCAUAACAGCCUUAUACUGUUAGCAGGUUGUCAAUAGAUGAAUCUGCUUUGUACUUUUUCUUAUUGCAAAGUAUUUUUCCUUCUUUUUGUAAUUUACUCGGAUUAGGUAACCAUAGAGUUUUAAUAAAGGAAAAUAAUAAGGUACAAGUGCUUUUACCUUCAUUCCAGUACAGCUACACCCUGCUGUACUGAACUAUUCCUUAGAAGCUACUGUAGAUUAAAACAGGAACCUGUUUUAUGCUUUCUUGCUGUUGCAGAGGCUACAUGUGUAUUCUGGAAUUAGCAAUACUAUAUAAUCUUACAAAUCUAUGUGUAAAUACCCAGCACUCACUUGGCUUGUAAUAUAUUAAUCUGCCUUGUACAUUUUGCUGCCUACAAUACGUUAAAGGGACACUAUGACACUAGUGUGUUCAAAUAAAAGAAACAUGUAUCAUUUAGCUUUACUAUGUGAAAACAGUUGAGGGUGUUGCUAUGCUCUGAGAAGUUUAAUGCAAAAAAGGAAAUAAAGACCAGGUAGGGUUACUUUCAUAUUGUCCUGUCAAAAAAAAAAACUUGAUUUGAAAUGGGAAUCUAUAAAAACUCUUUAUGGCCAUUUACACAUCAUUUUUUAUUAUACAGAAUUAAUUAACAUAUACCAAUAGCAACAACUUCCAGAAUCCAACAAACUCUAAACUGAAAACUCUAUAAUUGUCUCAAGUGCAUUUAUAUAUUCUGUACUUUGUAAUAAAGAGGAAUUUUACAAUGUGUAAAUGGGUAUUUAUGGCUGUUUCUUGUUCAUUGUUACUAUUUAUGAAAUAAAAUUAUCUUAAAUGUAAAACUGUUGUCUAUUCCACUCUGGGAUGCGAGGCGAUUGUUAGAAUAAAGUUGAAAACAAGA
Molecule: messenger RNA, 6200 nt
Organism: Lepisosteus oculatus (spotted gar)
Lineage: Eukaryota; Metazoa; Chordata; Actinopteri; Semionotiformes; Lepisosteidae
Gene: tmem64
Product: transmembrane protein 64
Biological process (GO): positive regulation of osteoclast differentiation; positive regulation of bone resorption; regulation of cytosolic calcium ion concentration
Cellular component (GO): endoplasmic reticulum
Source: RefSeq, a predicted model, not a curated record